AUGACGAGCUUGCAGGUGCGACAAAAGAACCGGGUGUCUCUCCUUCUGCCAUUCAUAUGGCACAUCCGGCACCGUUUCUGCCUGCGCCCUUCUAGGAGAUCCAGUGUGAUCCCCUGGCAUCAGCCGACACGGAGGGUCCACUACCCGAUGAGAAGGGGUGGUGAGGGCGGGGGCGGCAGCAGGGGCGGCGGAAGCAGGGGCGGCGGCAGCGGGCGGCGGCGGCAGCAGGGGCGUCAGCAGCAGGGGCGCGGCGGCAGCAGCUCAGCAGCAGGGGCGUCGGCAGCAGGGGCGGCGGCAGCAGGGGCGUCAGCAGCAGGGGCGUCGGCAGCAGGGGCGGCGGCAGCAGGGGCGUCGGCAGCAGGGGCGGCGGCAGCAGGGGCGUUGGCACCUCUAUGA
Macrobrachium nipponense is the source of this 396-nucleotide messenger RNA. Its product is annotated as keratin, type II cytoskeletal 2 epidermal-like. The transcript is spliced from 2 exons. The coding region runs from base 1 to 396 and encodes 131 amino acids. The record is from RefSeq and is a predicted model, not a curated record. Lineage: Eukaryota; Metazoa; Arthropoda; Malacostraca; Decapoda; Palaemonidae.